UGGGGAUUUCACGUUCAUUUCCAGAUUGAAUCGAUUCAGGAAAUCCUAGCCCUGCCGCCGCCGUGGUGUCAGUGAAGCCGCCCUUGCUGCAAUUUCAGUUUCUACCGCUAUUGGUUAAGACAAUUGAAGUCGGAAACAAUGUCGUUUAUGAAAGGAGAUUUGUUGUCAAAAACUCGUAAACUCGUUAAAGGGUUUGCUAAAACGGAGCCUGUUUGGCUUAGGUCCAUGGAAAAGGCGCCGCCUGCUACGUUUCCUCGCGCACAGAAUAAGCUUAGGCAAAUAACCUUCCCGGAGGAUACUUACGUGAACAAGUUCUACCAGAAGCAUCCGGAUUCGAAAUUCGAAGAUCCAAUCAAGGUUUCUAGCUUUGAUCCUCCUGCAGCUCGUGAAUUUGCUUGGAGAGUGCUUGAAUUGAAGGAGCAGGGAGUUGAUGAGAUCGAUGCCAUGGCUGUUGCUGAUACCGAGUAUCGAGCUGAAAGAAAAGCCAGAAAGCAGGCCUACGCUCGGCUGAAGCAAAUCUCAAAGCUUCAGGGAACGAGACUGCCUCCAAACCCCUACCCAAGUGCUGUCAAGGAGAUUCAAGCAGAAGAAAGAAAGCUUAUCAAGGACCGGUUCUUCAAUCCCCAGUCUCGCCAAAUUGUGGAACGACUUAAAGAGGAGAGAGAUGCAAUGUUGAUGGACAGAAGGUGACCCAUUUCUGUGUUAUGAUGUUGCUACACCAUUCCAAUGCUAGCAGGAAGCAUUUAUCGAGUAAAAUCUUGUUUUAGUUCAUCCUUUCGCCUCGUCUCGGAAGACCCAGAAUUACUUAAAAGUUCUUUACUAUGAAGAUCAUGCUACUAUUAUUGAACAAGUGGAUUGUUAUGUUUCCAUUUGCAAUAAAAAAUUGUUUUGGGUUUUCCUUGGA
Molecule: messenger RNA, 904 nt
Organism: Salvia hispanica
Lineage: Eukaryota; Viridiplantae; Streptophyta; Magnoliopsida; Lamiales; Lamiaceae
Source: RefSeq, a predicted model, not a curated record